AACUGCAAAUUUGGCCGUAAUGUCAGGACGCGGAAAGCAGGGAGGCAAAGCUCGCGCCAAGGCCAAGUCGCGCUCGUCCCGCGCUGGCCUGCAGUUCCCGGUGGGCCGGGUGCACCGCCUGCUGCGCAAGGGCAACUACGCCGAGCGGGUCGGGGCCGGCGCGCCGGUGUACCUGGCGGCGGUGCUGGAGUACCUGACGGCGGAAAUCCUGGAGCUGGCGGGGAACGCGGCCCGAGACAACAAGAAGACGCGCAUCAUCCCCCGCCAUUUACAGCUAGCCGUGAGAAAUGACGAAGAGCUCAAUAAGUUACUUGGGGGUGUCACCAUUGCCCAGGGCGGCGUCUUGCCCAAUAUUCAGGCGGUCUUGUUGCCCAAGAAAACGGAGAGUCACAAGCCUGGCAAGAACAAGUAAUUAGGAAGGUCGAGACCAUCCCCA
Zalophus californianus (California sea lion) is the source of this 436-nucleotide messenger RNA. Its product is annotated as histone H2A type 2-B. NCBI's taxonomy places the organism in Eukaryota, Metazoa, Chordata, Mammalia, Carnivora, Otariidae. The record is from RefSeq and is a predicted model, not a curated record. The coding region runs from base 20 to 412 and encodes 130 amino acids. The transcript has a single exon. Gene Ontology annotation, cellular component: nucleosome. Gene Ontology annotation, molecular function: protein heterodimerization activity; structural constituent of chromatin; DNA binding.